CUCCCCCACCGAACGUGCGAUGGGGUUCUAAAUCCUUUUUGUCAAUGCUGUCUCGACCUCUGGGGAUACAUUCGCUAUUAUUCCUUUUACCCCAGGCGUCAUGACUGUGAACGAUCCAAAAGAUGUCUUGAACACCAUCAACUUCAUCACGCAGUGCUUGUGUAUCCCUAUCGUCAGUGUCUUUGUAAUUCUACGGUUCUCAAUUCGUACAUACUACAAGCAAUGGGUGGGAGUGGAAGAUUGGUCUUGUCUCGCGGCAUGGAUUUUGUUCAUGGGAUACUGUUCCGUCUCGAUUAUAGUUGGAAAAUACGGGGGAGGGUACCACAUUGAUGAUGUUUCGACUGCACACCAAGUCCUUUUCCGCAAGUUCUGCUAUGUCGCCACCGUCCUUUACUGUCCCAUGGCCCUGCUGGUCAAAGUCGCUCUCCUCUCCAUCUUGACUCGCAUCUUCGCUCCGUAUCGCACCAAAAUUCUCAUGAUCUACUUCUUUCUGGGCUGUCUGUGUGUCUACUAUAUAAUCGCCGAGAUUGUGAAAAUCCGGAUGUGCGACCCCAUCCCAGGAUACUGGACGGGUAGCCCCAAGGCCAAAUGUAUGGACCAACAAGCCGCACUCAUCGCCGACUCAGUCAUCAGUGUUGUCUCCGACCUGAUCAUCCUUAUUCUGCCUCUUCCCUUGACGUGGUCCUUGCAAAUGUCCCGCAGCAAGAAAAUGCGAGUCAUUGGUAUGCUUUCAGCUGGUGGACUGGCCACAGCGUUCAGUCUGUACCGUUUGGUUCUGGUGGUCAGAGAAGGCAGCUCAAGAGAUAUGACUAUUGUAUUUAUUUGUGUCAUUCUGUCUGGCAAUGCGGAGGGUGGGGUCGCCCUGAUAUGCGCUUGCCUCCCCACUAUCAACAUUCUCGUCAACAAGCUCCGCAAGAAGGGCUAUUACAGUUCCGACCGUUACGAGCCCACCUCAUCCUUGCAACUGAGUAAGAUGAAGAACGGAGGCAGUAAACGGUUUUCAAUGGGCACGUCACGUCGAGCCGACGGACUCGAAUCUGCUUCGGACCAAAGUCACCUUAUUUCCUUUGCUGGUGGGCUUGAUGUUGCCUCCAGUGCGGAAACAGGCGGUAUUCAUAAGACGGUUGACGUAUCACAGACAGUUGAGGUCGUGGCAGAUAGGGAACACUAGGUUGGAGUCAUUUGGGUUUACUUUCGUUUUCUUUUUCUAUGUUAUGGGAUAUACCACUGGCCGUGCUUAAC
Messenger RNA from Aspergillus fijiensis CBS 313.89, 1242 nucleotides. RefSeq lists its product as uncharacterized. The coding region runs from base 101 to 1171 and encodes 356 amino acids. NCBI's taxonomy places the organism in Eukaryota, Fungi, Ascomycota, Eurotiomycetes, Eurotiales, Aspergillaceae. The transcript has 6 exons. The record is from RefSeq and is a predicted model, not a curated record.